This is a messenger RNA of Lizanozyma spartinae, 579 nucleotides long. RefSeq lists its product as uncharacterized. The record is from RefSeq and is a predicted model, not a curated record. The transcript has 2 exons. Bases 1 to 579 code for a protein of 192 amino acids. Gene Ontology annotation, biological process: autophagy of mitochondrion; C-terminal protein lipidation; nucleophagy. Lineage: Eukaryota; Fungi; Ascomycota; Pichiomycetes; Serinales; Debaryomycetaceae. Gene Ontology annotation, cellular component: Atg12-Atg5-Atg16 complex; phagophore assembly site membrane; cytoplasm.
AUGACCAGAAAAGUUAAGAAGAGGAUGAGUAGAUCGCAGAUAAAUACUAUGAUCCACUCAGAUGACGAUGAUGAUGGUGAUGACGACAGAAACGUAGAAGAAAAGCAACAACCAGGGUUUGAAGAUAAAAGAGUAGGACGCACGUCACCAGAUGACUUAUCCACAUCCUUGAUAACACCGGCUAUGACUACUGACGAUCAAGAACAAGAUAAAGACCAAGAAAAAGAACCAAUAUCCAAAGAACCAUUCCGAGCCCAAGCUCAAUUAAAGAGCGUUGGAGAAGAAUUGAGUGGGAUGGCUCGACUGAAAAAUCAAGAGUUAAAGAUUCAGAUUAGAUUCCAACCAGUUGGGUCUACACCGCUGAUUAGUCCUAGAGUAUUCAAGAUAUCUGCUACUCAAACCAUGGCUUCUCUAGCAGUGUUUCUUCGUCGACGGCUCAAAGUAGUGGACCAGUUAUGGUUGUAUCUUCAUAGUCUGUUUUCUCCCAAUCCUGAUGAAAGAUUAGGCGAUUUAUGGGAGAUGUUCAGGACUAAUGAUGAAUUAGUAGUAUACUAUUGCAAUACAGUUGCAUUUGGAUAA